Molecule: messenger RNA, 534 nt
Organism: Dichotomopilus funicola
Lineage: Eukaryota; Fungi; Ascomycota; Sordariomycetes; Sordariales; Chaetomiaceae
Product: putative NADH:ubiquinone oxidoreductase 20.1kD subunit
Exons: 3
Cellular component (GO): mitochondrion
Source: RefSeq, a predicted model, not a curated record
CAGAUGCUGUCUCGUCGGAUCGUGCGGGCGUCGCCCCUCCGAACGGCAGCUCUCCUGCCCGCGCGACGCCUCCCCAUGGUCCAACACCGAACCUUCCUCCCGGAAUCCAUGACUGGUAGUGGGAAGGCAAUCGACGAGAAAUACCCCGACUCCGAUUACCCAACCCUCAGUGAAAAGGAGGACCCCGAGAUGAACGGAGGCUAUAUCAAUCCCCCUCGCAUCAAACGCCAAUUCCGCGAUCCCCAUGCCGACUGGUGGGACAAGCAAGAAAGGAGGAACUUUGGCGAGCCGGUUCACGAGGACAACGAUAUCUUGGGCAUGUUUUCUCCUUACGAGUACACAUGGGUCGGAACCGGGAAGGGCCUCUUCCAGAUUGGUUGCUUCGUCGCCGUUUUUCUCAGUGUGGUAUGGGUCACCAAACAGAUCUACCCGGACAGGGUUGCAUACCCGCGGGAAUUCGAAGACGGUCUUGAGAGGGAACUGGGCGGUCGCGGUUCAAUGAGGGCCAGGAAGGCGGGUGACCCGGACCCGUAG